Messenger RNA from Sinocyclocheilus grahami, 2951 nucleotides. Its product is annotated as vesicle-associated membrane protein 8-like. The record is from RefSeq and is a predicted model, not a curated record. The transcript is spliced from 3 exons. The coding region runs from base 223 to 531 and encodes 102 amino acids. Gene Ontology annotation, cellular component: membrane. Gene Ontology annotation, biological process: vesicle-mediated transport. Lineage: Eukaryota; Metazoa; Chordata; Actinopteri; Cypriniformes; Cyprinidae.
GAAGUGUGGUGCUGGUUAAUGUGCAAUCUGUCUGGGAGGGGAAGCUCUGUUUGCAAAUGAGUUCUCUAAUGUUUCAUCCUGUUCCUUUGUGCUCGUGUUGUAGCUCGCAGGAACGAGCCUCUCUAGAAACCCUGUCCUUUAAGCAAUGGUCUCGGUCUAACUUUGGAAAACCCUCUGGCAGCUACAGUUGAACAUCUGAGGAAGUUUCACAUAAGUUUCAGAAUGGCUGACUACAACUCUGAACCACAAGCGCCUGGCAAACUCAACCAAGUUCAGGAUCAAGUCAAUGAUGUUAAAGUCAUUCUCAAAGACAACAUCAACAAAGUCCUGGAGAGAGGAGAGCGGUUAGAUGACCUGAUCGGCAAAACAGACGAUCUGCAGGCCACGGCUGACUCGUUUCAAAGGACGUCCACGCGUGUUGCCAGAAAGAUGUGGUGGAGAAACACCAAGAUGAUGAUUAUAAUUGGUGUGGUAGUGCUUGCCGUCAUCAUUUUAAUCAUCCUGUUGGCAACUAAAGUCAUUCCCACCUAAUACAACCCAUUUUAUUACAAUACAAGUACACUACGCAUUAAUGACUUUUUUACUAUGAAAGAAACUGGAUGCAUGUAUAGGUAAUUUUUGACAUUUCCUGUAUAAUUCUAUAUAAAUCUGGGGCCAAUAUGUCAGGGGUGUAUGCAUAUGCAUUAUGUGGUUUUUACUCGUUUAGGCUGUUAUCCUAAUAUAAUGGGACUGAAAGCAACAGAAUUCAUUGUAAGUGAAAAAUGUUUCAGGAUGUCUUGCUUUGAGACUAACUGCUGUGCUUGACAUUCAUUCCAAAGACCUCAAAAACCAUUUCAAUCCUAACUACAUUUCAUUACACACCUGCAUACCUUCAUUACGGCGCUAAAGCUGUGAAUAUGACAGUGACUCGUAGGAUUCCUGGAACAUUUCUCAUGCUUCAACUACUGUGAAAUCACUCUGUGCUCGUGAAACUGAUUUUAUACCUUGGCAAAGUCUAGUCUGGGUUGAAUUUAGAGUUUUUCUUGGUAUCUUUACAUUCAAACUCUUAGUGUAUCAGUCAGUAGCUGUCUUUGUCAAGAGGACGUAUGGCCUGUAUAGAUAAUAUGUUCUAUGGGAAAUACUGAUUGGCAUGUACUUAUUGUGUAAACAUAGCUGCAUGACAGAAGUAAGCCUUUAAAGGAACAGUUCACCCAAAAGUGAAUUACUUUCCUACUGGAAACAAUAUAAUGAAAGAGAAUCUAGACUAUCACACUCCAAAAUGAGCACCAUGUAAGUAUAGUCCUUAUUACUCAAAUCGAAAUAGUGUAGGAUUUACUCUAAACAAUUCACAAUCAGAAAUUUCUAUUACAUUUCAUGAAUAAUUACAUUGAAUUUAACGUCAUUUUUAAGUAUAACGACCGAAAUGUAAUUUUACUGUAAAACGCAAUCCAAUGUUUAAUUGACUAAAUAUAAUGGUAAUGCUUCACGUAAAGCCUUUAAGUAUAAUGCACUAUAAAUGUAUUGAUAAUGUGCAUUGCAUCUUUUCAUAAACUAUUGCAACCACAGAGAAAAUGCAUUAUUAUUUGAAGGGUUUGUUGUGUUUUAAGCAUUACACUUUCUGAAGGUGUGACAAUAAAUCGAGAAGUAUUAUAACUGUGGUUACAAUUACUCAUGAGACCAUGCAAGGCAUUACAAGCUGCAUUUCUAGGCAAAACUAAUGCAUUAAAACUACUUUUAUAGUGCAUUAUGAAUUGUGCUCGAAAUCCAGUUAAUUUCCCUUUUAUUGUCUGGAAAAUCUAAUUAUGCUUUUUUUGUUAGAGUAAAAGACGACAGUCUUCAUUUUUGGGUGAGCUAUGACUUUAAUCUCUGCAGAAACAACAGGCGUAAAGGUUCAUACACUUUAUUUUGUUGUAUUUUCCAAUGGUUUACAUGACUCUCGCAAAAUACUGCCAUAUGAAAUGAAUAUUAAAUGUCCUACACUCUGUACGCACUUGUAAGCAAUAAAUUAAUAGAUCUGUAUAUAAAUAAUUUCGAAAAUGAUUUGGGCUCUCUAUAGUUCAUUGUACUCAACAACACAGCAGGGAAUACGAUUAUAAACGUACACAAGCUACAACAAAUUACACACAAAAACAAAUAUUCUGGACGUUACAGUUCAAAAUAACACUUGAAAUAUUCUUUAGCGCGUGUCCUUUAGAUUUGAAACAAACUGGUGAAUUAAAUGGCGACCAAAGUGUAGUACCGUGUUGAUCAACUCCAUAUUUAACAAGUCUGGCCCUCUUGUUUUCUCCUCUCAGGGUUGACUUGCGUUUCGCUCGUCCGUCUGAAAAACAAAAAAGAAAAUAGCAAUUACGCUUCAGAAGGACACAAACUCAUAAAAUGUACAGGAAUCCCAAUUCUAUAAUAAUUUCAAUAAGGAGACAAGACAUGACUUUGAAAUCGAAUAAUAGCAAAUACAAUAGUGUUAAAUUAAAAACUUGUGGAAUCGUAACAUUUAACGCGCAACCUUGAAUCGAUGGAAAUUGAAAGACAAAAAGGAAAGCAUAGCAAGCAUAACAAUAUGACCUUUCCAAGAUUUCUAAAGGUUAAAAAAGAGAAUCCGUUAGAUGAAAUUAACACGGUUUACAGGUGAAGCUUUUUCCACCGCUGUCAGUAGAAGAUCACACAGUACAAAUAUAAAAAAAGCACUUCUCCAGCGCAGCGGCAUCCAAGUACAAACCGGCUUUUAGCUCAUGGACUACAGGAUAUUACAGCUACACGAGCUACAAGUAAAGAAAAGCAAGCAUUACAGGUAAGAUUAGAUUAGAAGUGCAUAUUAACACUGGAAAGUCCAGAGAAAGCCGUAUCCUUCAAAAAGUGAACAGUUAAUUUUGGCUCUCGUCUCAUAUUUUACCAUUACUUGAUGGUGCCUGGAAAAAAUGCCAUUACAUUAUAUAUUAUUACAUAAGACCAAUAACAAGAGGUUUUAAGAGGAA